Messenger RNA from Bactrocera tryoni, 780 nucleotides. It is a transcript of the gene Ccp84Ac, whose product is annotated as cuticle protein 8. Lineage: Eukaryota; Metazoa; Arthropoda; Insecta; Diptera; Tephritidae. The transcript has 3 exons. Gene Ontology annotation, cellular component: extracellular matrix. The record is from RefSeq and is a predicted model, not a curated record. The coding region runs from base 1 to 780 and encodes 259 amino acids.
AUGAAAUAUCGUUUAUACCGUUUACCGGCGAGUAUUCCAUAUUCCAUUGAAUUUCGUGGUCCGCCAGCGUAUUCAAGUCACACACUUCGGAGUGGGAGGACAAACCGAUACGCGAAUUUUGUAAUUUUUUGCAGUUGUAGCGCUCACAUUCACGAAAUGGCAUUCAAGUUCUUCGCUGUUGCACUAUUGAUCGGUGCCGCUCAAGCCGGCAUUAUCUCGGUACAGGAACAACAUGGCAUUCCCUUGGAGCAUCAUCAGCACCAUGAGGCCGCCGCUUUGUAUCAUGCACCCGCACAAGUAGCUCACGUUGCUCAUGCACCAGUUGUACAUGCACCAGUGCAUUUGUUGCACAAGCAACACGUUGCCCAUGAACAGUAUCCCGAUGAUCCUCAUCCUCAGUACAAUUUCGCCUAUGACGUGCAAGAUGCUGUCUCCGGUGAUUCCAAGAGCCAGUCGGAGAGCCGUGACGGUGAUGUCGUCCAUGGUGAAUAUUCCUUGAACGAUGCUGAUGGUUUCCGUCGCACUGUCAAAUAUACUGCCGACUCUGUCAAUGGUUUCAACGCUGUUGUGGAACGUGAGCCGCUCACCCAUAAAGUUGUGGCUGCUGCGCCUGUGCAGUAUCAUCACGCUCCUGCCGCUGUUGCUCCUGUGCAAUAUCAUCACGCUCCCGUUCACGCUGCCCAAGAGUAUGCCGCCGUGCCAGUUCAGCACCAAGUUGCCGCACAUACCAGCUACGAGGCUCCUCAUCAUGAAGAACAACAACAUUACUACCAUCAUUAA